Molecule: messenger RNA, 2966 nt
Organism: Blepharisma stoltei
Lineage: Eukaryota; Ciliophora; Heterotrichea; Heterotrichida; Blepharismidae
Source: the annotation of a GenBank genome assembly
AUGUCCUCUUUAGUUGGAACCAACAAUGAGCAGCUUAUAUUGACUAAAUUCCAUUCUCGUAGCGUGAUUCAUUAUAAUUACGCAGAGUUUUAUAUUGAAUCAAGCUAUACCAACUCUUCUAAAGUUGCCAUUGAAGCAUCAUAUGUUUUUCCGAGCAUUUCUGGUAUGCACUUAUCAAAGCUCUCAAUAUAUACAGGCAAAAUUGAGCUUCAGCUUAAAAUUGAAGAGUACCAAAGGCCUCUAAAAUCAUAUCAAGAUGCAAAAAAUGCAGGCGAAAGCGAUUACACACUUGAUAAAUUAAGAGAAACGAACAUGAUAUGCUAUCGUGUUGGAAAUGUUUUAGCGAAUUCUCAAGUUGCAUUACAUUAAACCUGGUAUUUAAGGUGUCUAGUGCCGCACCCCUUAAUUAAAAAGGGUUAUAGCUUAAACAGUGACGCCACCAAGGCAUCUUUGAAUGCGUGGUCAGCCAACGCCCAAGCCUCCUAUAAAGCUUCGCCAGUCUCCGCCGCACGUCUCACCCAGCGCGUUGCCGUCGCUUUCCCUGACUCAGCUCCUGCGCGUGUUCCGCCUAAGGGUCCUCCUCCCCUUGGGGAUGUGCUGAGAGGUAAAACUCUGAGCCUCUUGAAUGCACUGAGGAGCCGUUCCUUUUUGUUAUACCCAAAGUUAAACGGCUGUUGCUGUGAAUUUUCGAGAGAAAACCCACCCCAUAAAUAAAAUCCCAUGGGGGAGAGAAAAUUGGCAGAGCCAAUUUCUCUCUAACCGAACGCCAUUUUAUUUAUGAAUUUUCAAGUUGCAAUUAAAGCAGUUUAUGUUUGCAAAACUGAGCAAACACUUCCUGAAAACUAUUGGAAAUUCAAAAUCCCUAAAGAUCUGUUACCUAAUAAAUUAGGAAGUAUCAAACACUCUGCAGAAGCAUUUAUAAUAUGGAAAGAUUUUCCUGUAGAGCAUGGGAAUUUUAUUUUGAAAAAAGGAAAUUUAAUAACACUUGAUGAAAAGCACAACUUAGCAGCCUUCAGGAACUUCGACCCUAAUUAUGAUAUUGAGCUUAUUUAUUAUUAUGAAAUCCCAAAAGAGCCUUUGCUAAUAGUCCAAAAAGAUCAAAGAACUGAUAGAUAUGCCUUUCAUUUGUCCUAUACACCUAUUAAAGAAUUAAAUGAAAGUGGAAAUGAUGGAGAGUUUGUGAUUUUGCUAGACAGAAGUGGAUCAAUGAGCAGCAGAAUAAAAUUAGCAACAGAGGCAGUUGCAUUAUUUAUCCGUUCUCUCCCUGCAAACUGCUAUUUUAAUGUAGUAAGCUUUGGAAGUAGAUAUGAGUCGAUGUUCAAGAAAAGCAAAAAAUAUGAUAAAUGCUCGGCUGAUGAAGCACACCGUUUAGUUCUCAAGUAUAAAAGUGAUAUGCAUGGAACUAAGCUGCUCGAUCCUUUGGAAUACAUUUUUAAUUGACCGAGAAUUCCAGGGUAUCCAUUAAAUAUCUUUAUAGUGACUGAUGGGAAUAUUUGGCUACAUAAGAAAGAAAUAGUUGCUUUGAUCAAGAAACAUAAAAAUGAAGUAAAAAUAAGCACUAUUGGAAUUGACACAAAUCACGCUUCUAUUGAUGAAUUUGCGAAGUUAGGCAAUGGUACUUCUCAGCAUGUAUAUAGCGAAAACCAGAUAAAGCCAGCAAUUUUGAGCUCGCUAAAGCAAGCAUUAGCCCCUAUGCUUUCUAAUAUUCAGCUAUCAGACUAUGACCCAUUUGACUUUGUUCUGCCAAAAGAUCCCUUUAGUAUUUUUUCAGGUGAAAAAGUUGAAAUUUCAGGAGUUUUCAAAAAAAGAAAACUCCCUAGAAACAUAAAAUUGCUAUUUGAAAAUGAAGGAUUACCUCAAAGUUUUGAGUUAGAAAUAAAUGGAGAUCUCAUUCCAGCUUCUUGCUCUGUUCUCCUAUUAGAAGCAAAAGAAUAUUUAAAUAGAUGUUACCGUCAGACAUCAGUUAAAAAAUCUAAAGAGUACUUAGUUGAAGGCCAAUUCACAUCAUUUAACACAAUAAGAUAUAAAAAAAAAGAAUCGCCAGUCGAGAUAAAAUCUACAGAUAAUGCUGAAGAUAUGCAGCAUUCUGCAAUUGAUCUACAGAAGACAGCUCAAAACCAACCAGCAAAAAUCAGCCAAAGAAGAGCAAGGUCAGGAAAAACUGUACCCGAACUUACAGUGCAGACUAGAUCUCAAGUUAAAAGAGCUGCUAAAAAGUCUGCUCCAAAACAGACAACUCCUAAGAGAGCAGUAUCUGCCAUAACCACUACACAAGCCGAUACUCCCAUAACUAGAAGUUCUUCAAAGCUAGAAGAUGUAAGCCUACAGACUAAAAGAGGAAGGGCAAAGCAAGCAAAAGUAAUUCCUCCUCGUAAAAAAGCUAAAGUAGAAAAGGAUGAGGCUAAAAUCAAAAACAUUGAAAUAAAACCAAUAGAAAAUAAGGAAAAAGAAGCUAUUAGUGAUCCUAGACCUCAAGAAAGCAAAGAAGUGAAAUGCAUUGAUGUUGGAUAUGAAGUUGAAAAAAUAAUGCAUCUACAAAAUCCUGAUGGUUUUUGGGAAUGUUCUAGAGACUUAUUAGAUAUUGCAAUUAAUUUGCUUGACUAUGAUAAUAGAAACUAUUGAACAGCGUUUGAUGAAAAUUUAACUACAGCUUUUAUUGUUGCAUUACUUAAUGAAAAAUGUGAAGAUUAUAAGUGCCUAUGGGAGUUAGUAGUUAUGAAAGCUAAAAAGUGGCUAGCUUCCCUUAUUCACAAUAGAAAGAUUAGAUUAAAAACUUCUCAAAAUUUUGGAAAAUCAGCCACUCAAUUUUUUAAACGAUUUUCAUAUAUCAAAAAUUUACUUUAAAUAUAUAAAUUUUUUCUAAAAUCUCUAUCCUCUAUGAUUGAUCAAACUUUACAGAUCUACUUUAAUAAAGAUAAGGAGCAAGCAAAAACAAACAAAGGUUGCUGUCACUUGCAGAUUUUUAA